Diospyros lotus (date-plum) is the source of this 1470-nucleotide messenger RNA. Its product is annotated as metalloendoproteinase 2-MMP-like. Lineage: Eukaryota; Viridiplantae; Streptophyta; Magnoliopsida; Ericales; Ebenaceae. The transcript has 2 exons. The coding region runs from base 159 to 1280 and encodes 373 amino acids. Gene Ontology annotation, cellular component: extracellular matrix. Gene Ontology annotation, molecular function: zinc ion binding; metalloendopeptidase activity. Gene Ontology annotation, biological process: extracellular matrix organization; collagen catabolic process; proteolysis. The record is from RefSeq and is a predicted model, not a curated record.
CAAACCCGCAGACCUUUCAACGCGGCUUCCAUUAACGAACAAAUCAAAAGCCCCUUUACUUUGUCAGCCUCGCCGUACGUUGCCCACCCUUUGCAUAUAUAUUAUUCUCUCAUCUUCCCGCUUCGUUUCAAUCUUCAACCUUCGAUCGAGUCGCAGAAAUGGCGAGGCUUUCUGCAGCUCUGUUUAUGGCUUUCUUUUUGGCCUCGGCUUUUCCGGCUUCUUUUGCUCUGCCUCACUUGCCUCAUUUCUUUCCUAAUAUAUCGUCCAUCCCGAAGUCGCUGAUACCCAACACCACCGACGGCGUCUGGGACGGCUUCCAUAAGUUUGCCGGCUGCAGCCCCGGGAAAAGGGCCGACGGCUUGGCCAAACUGAAGCACUACUUCCAGUACUUCGGUUACAUCAACACCUCUUGGGCCAACUUCACCGACGAUUUCGACGACGCGCUGGAGUCGGCGAUCCGAACCUACCAGCUCAAUUACAAUCUCAACGUCACCGGCGAGCUCGACGAGCCCACCCUCAAGCAGAUUGUCCGCCCCCGAUGCGGCGUCGCCGAUAUAAUCAACGGUACCAGCUCCAUGAAGUCCGGGAAAGCUACGACCUCGAAUGGGCAUAUUCAUUCCGUGGCUCACUACGCUUUCUUCCCCGGGACGCCACGCUGGCCGGACAGCAAGCGCGACUUAACCUACGCGUUUCUGCCGGACAACCAGCUCUCCGACCAGGUCAAGGCCAUCUUUGGCCGCGCGUUCGACCGGUGGGCGGCGGUUAUACCCAUGACUUUCAGCGAAACGUCGUCGUACUACUCCGCGGACAUCCGGAUCGGAUUCUACAGCGGCGACCACGGCGACGGCGAGCCUUUUGACGGCGUACUGGGGACGCUAGCCCACGCCUUCUCGCCGACCAGCGGGCGCUUCCACCUUGACCUCGACGAGAACUGGGUAGUCGACGGGGACGUGUCGACGGCGUCCUCGAGCUCCGCCGUGGACCUGGAGUCGGUGGCGGUUCACGAGAUCGGGCAUCUGCUGGGUUUGGGUCACUCGUCGGUGGAAGGGGCGAUCAUGUACCCGACCAUUUCGUCGGGUACGAAGCGGGUCGAGCUCGUCACCGAUGAUGUCCAGGGGAUCCAGUUUCUGUACGGGUCGAACCCGAAUUACAAUGGGUCGUCGACGUCCACAACGACCAGUCAGGAGAGAGACACCAGUGCUAGUGCGCCCCACAUCGUGAGUCAAUCAUGGAGCCGGCGGCUGCUAUUGGCCGUUGCAUUUCUGUUUUUCACACUGUGAAUUAAAUUUUGUUUUAUUUUUUAUUGGAUACAUAAAUAAUUCAGAGUGUUGUAUUAUUUAUAGGACGAUACCGACACGUGUCUUGUCUUGUAAUUGGUUUUGUUUUGCACGUGAUGAUAUUCUUUCCCUCUUGCUUUUUGUAUGUUGAACCAUUAUUUCUUUUUAAUUUUAUUUGAAAGUUUGUUUUGUU